Molecule: messenger RNA, 897 nt
Organism: Microthlaspi erraticum
Lineage: Eukaryota; Viridiplantae; Streptophyta; Magnoliopsida; Brassicales; Brassicaceae
Source: the annotation of a GenBank genome assembly
AUGUUCGUUGGCCAAACUCCGCCGCAUACUCCUCUCGUGAACCGCCGUAACAACCACCGGCCUCGUCACGCAACCGUUUCCUCCGCCCUUCCCGAUCUGUUUCUCGCCGCGGUCUCUCUCCUCUUCCUCUGGUCUUCUCCUAAGCCCCUGCUCUCUCUCCCUCCCAACAGAUUCUCCUUCCCUUUAAUAAGUCCUCGUCGUCGAACCACCGCCAUGUCCCCUAGAUCUCCUCCCACGCCGAAGCCUCUCUCCCAACGCUUCGCUAAUCCUCAAUCGCUCUCCGAUUGGCUCGAAUCGCGAUUGCCUUCUGACUCGUUCGCUGCCUGGGGAGUCAAACCGGGAACCAAAAACGUUCACAACCUCUGGCUUGAGCUCUCCGACGGCGAGACAUCUCUCGCCGAUUCCACCCCGCCGGUCCGCACCGUCAACGUCGUCACCGUCCGUGUUAUCGGAAAAGACGGGAAAAUCCUCGUGGAAGCUCACCAGGAAUUAUCCGACGGAAGCAUCCGGGAUAGAUUUCGCCCUUUAUCGGAGAAGAUGAAGCCAGAAGAAACCCCCGAUGAAGCAGUCUUUCGCGCCAUAAAAGAAGAGCUCGGAUCCAUCUUCAACAGUGACAACGACGAUAUUGGGCAGAGGAUUAAAGUUCUUCCCGGAACAUACAGCAGAAGAGUAGAGGAAAGGAACUCGCUAUCAUACCCAGGAUUACCGGCGCGUUACGCACUUCACUCGGUCGACGCGACGGUGCAGGGAUUACCGGAGGAAGAUUUCUGCACGGAAGAGAAAGAAUACGGCGGAGACUCAACGGAAGAUUCGGAGGAAACACGCGCCGCUGGUAAAGCGGUUACAGUGAAAAGGCAUUACUGGAAAUGGGUUAGUCCCAAUUCGAUUCGACUGUAA